Molecule: messenger RNA, 1380 nt
Organism: Oryza brachyantha (malo sina)
Lineage: Eukaryota; Viridiplantae; Streptophyta; Magnoliopsida; Poales; Poaceae
Exons: 2
Coding region: 192-986 (264 amino acids)
Molecular function (GO): protein binding
Source: RefSeq, a predicted model, not a curated record
AUCUUGCUCGCUUGCAUCAUCUGUUCGUUCCAUGUCAAACGGACGGAGGAGCUGCGCGGAUCUGCUUCUCGACGAUCUGUCCAGCUUCUCGGGCUCCGCCCCUUCCAAAUUCCAUUCCGUCGCCGCCGCCGCUCCAAUCUACUCCAUCUCGCACCCGGUCAGCCAGCCAGCGCAGCGAGGAUCAAGAUCCGAUGGCAACCGACGAGACAACUCCACGAUGCUACCGUCGGCUUAAGAGGGCAAGCGAUGUCACCGCCGCCGCCUCUUGCUCCAAGCGGGUGUGUAUGAGCAAGGAGCACAGCAGUUACGAUCAGGACAGGAUUAGCAGCUUACCUGACGAGAUGCUCAUCCUGAUUCUUGACAAGCUUGACGCUCGCACAACAAUAACCACAAUUCUUUCGAAGCGAUGGCUGCAUCUUCCUCGGCGCCCCCGCACAUGCUAUGACUUCGCCAUUGAUGACCUCCUCCCUCCACGCUACUACAGGGUGAGGCAGCUGUGGAUGGAAGCCAAGGCAGCAUACGAGGCAGAGAAGGAACCAUAUGUGGCAUCAAGGAGGGAUAUUGAUCCAGACCUGACCGAGUUUUAUGCCAUGAAGGACAAGAUGGAUCAGUGGAAGAGGACAGGUCGACUCAAAGCUGCCGUGGAGCGCUACGAACGCCGGGCCAUUCGUUGCUACGUCAAGCGGGUGGAUGCGUUCCUUCGGCCUCCCGAUGGUGUACAGCGAACUGUCCAAAAGCUAAGGCUUCAGACCUUUGCAGGCGGCCGUUGGAACCAAUUCAUUCAGGGAUGGAUUAUUGCAGCCAUUGCCAGGUGGGGAGUUGAGGAUUUCGAGUUCAGUGUUAAAGACGGUUGCAUCUGCUAUGACUUCGAUAAAUUGUACAGAUUCCAGAAUGUGCGGCUGAAGCGGCUCACGCUGUGCAACUGCCUUCCCUUGGGCCUAUUUAGGCCCCGUGUCUUUCAACUUAAGAUUAUUAUAAUUCCUUGACGUUUCAGAGGCUUACCAAACUCUCAGCGUGGAAAGCUUCACACUUAGCAUUGAUUAGUUAUGCUUUGACAAACUGUGUGCAUCUGGUGGAUCUAAAUAUCAGAUAUUUACCAGAGUACCAUGCUGGUGUUCACAUCAUUGUACCGACAUCUAGGUUAAAGAAUCUGCUGGUGGACAAGUGCAAAAUUGGGAAAAUCUAUCUGCAUUUGCUGCCUUGUCUUGAAACGUUUGCUUGCCGGGCAUGUAAGCUUGGACUACUUAAAAGACAAAGGUUGCAUCAAAAUCAAUCCAAGUGUUAGCAACAUAUCAUUUCCACUGAGCAAAUUCUUGAAGAGGAUUCCGCCAAUAGAGAGCCUCGUUCUGCAGUUCAAAGGGCCUGAGGUGCGCAAUCAUA